AUGGUAAUUGGGAGAGGUGUAGUUUUUACGGUUCAGAAAAGGGCGAAGGGUUUUUCCGAGUGUUUUUUUUUUGAAAAGGAUUAA
Molecule: messenger RNA, 84 nt
Organism: Caenorhabditis briggsae
Lineage: Eukaryota; Metazoa; Nematoda; Chromadorea; Rhabditida; Rhabditidae
Exons: 1
Coding region: 1-84 (27 amino acids)
Source: RefSeq, a predicted model, not a curated record